UUGUCUAACACAGAAAACCGGACGACGGACCGAGGUGGACCACGGACUCAACAUAUGUUAAACCCUUGGUUAUGGUCAAGUCACCUAGAUUCCACAUAUGCCACAAGACAUGUCGGCGAUAAUCAACACUUUCAGAUAAGAGCCCAGAGGUUGGCAGGAUGGACAAGGCGACGAGAAAUGCGCUGAUGCGGGAUCAGAUCUCCGCGUUCGAGCAGCACAUGGACCAGCUCGAGUCAACAUUCUCCAAAGGAACAUUGUACAAGAUGCUGAAACUCCUCACUAAAAAGCAGACCAUAGAGUUGCAGAGCCUGGCGUCCCUGUCCCAACUUGGCACACUCGUCAGCUGGGAGCAGAAGCGACUUUCUGGGACCAGCGGAAAAACCAAGGACAGAGACAUGGUUCACUACUUCGGCUGGUUCCUGGAGUAUGUGGACUACCUUCAGGAACUCAAACAAAGCUUUGACGAGCGCAUCUUCGCACCGCUGUGUCAGUUCUUCUACGACGAAGAAGACCCAGAUAUUAAAGGGAUCCAUUCCGUUCUGGAGGAGGUAGGGGACGGUUCAGGAUCCAACAAAAGACAAGCCAUUAUUUCAAACAAGACAGACAGUGUUGAUAGCGGUGUAGAAAUGGAAUUAUUAGAACGCAGUGGGAGUGACUAUUCGUUAAGUGCCUUCAUAAGAAGUCCUGGAGCGAUGUCGGGUCCCAGGCUGGGCAGUGCGUUAGAAAUCCUACGUCAAGACUUUCCGGAUCUCCUCGAGCCGUACAAUAACAAAGAGCUUCGCCGGGUCGCCCUUCAGCUGACCAGGCUGAGAAGACGAUGGAGCACGUUACUCAGAAAGGACACGGAGAUAGACGAGGAUAUCUUGGACGAGGAGAGUGUUUCGGAAGUAAACAUGUUUAGCGACAGUACACACUUUCAGCCCAUUUUGCGACUUGUACCGGAUGUUUUCAUCAAGGCCAGAAGGGCGGCGGGCUUGGCACGGAGAUGGCUUGAGAUCGACGGAACAACUUCCAGAAACCUCCAGACAAAGCUAGAACAGCUUGAAGAGAUACAGGCAGCCUUGGAACGGAAACUCGGCUACAUCAUACACGACAUCAAACGGAAAGAAGAGAAACUUCAGCGAGGCAGCGAACAGGUUCAGAUGCUCCUCAAGCGAGAGGACCGAUCCAACGAACUCACAUUUCAACUGUAUGGUGUGAACAAGACUAUUAGCUCCCUCCACCGGAGACUACGUGAACUGCAAGUCGAGAAGGAUUAUGUCAGGAAACACUUGAGGAAAAGGCUGGAUAAGGAAAGCGAAGAGUACCAUUCCUACAAACUGAAGUACAUUCAGACUAGACUUCACUCUAAGGUAGUGGACAGGGAGUUAUUCGCCAAGCAGUAUCAGCGGACUAUUCUGGAGGAGGACAUGCAUGUGGAACUGGAGUGCAAACCUAGUAUCAUCAGGUUCGCUGAUAAGGAGCAAGAAAAGUGCGAACGGCUGGAACAGGAGCUGGAGAAAGAGCGAGAAGAGAAGAGGAAAAUUGAAGUUGCGCUGGCUCCACUGAAAAGUGAAAGACAGCGACUCAAGUAUGAAGCUGACGAAGACAAAUUGAACAGAUUAACAGAAAGACAAAAAACUAGGGUACUUCGGUUUCAGACAGUCCGUGAAACCCAGCAAGACGAGAUUCAGCGUGAACGUGCGAGAUUUCUCAAGAUAGGCAGGCAGACGGAAGAGGCUAGGAAUUCUGGGAAGAACAGUUUUGGGGAAUCAGCAAUGCCGAAAUCCAGCAGUAGGACCAGGUUCUUCCUGACAGAUGGGUAUGACUCAGAGACAGACAGCUUCUGGUAUUAGGAAAUGUGCAAUGUGUUGACAUGCCCCGGAGAGGAGAUAGGCGCCGCCAGGGGACUAAAAGCCUGUUGAGUCAGCAUAACAUGUUGUGCUGCCCCUACGGCCUACAGUAAAAGGCUAUGGGACGAACGAACGAACGAACAAACGAAUGUGUUGACAAAGAGAUAAACUCGGAUAUAGGAGAAUUCUUUUACACAACCAGCAGGUGCUUACAUUGCUU
Molecule: messenger RNA, 2052 nt
Organism: Branchiostoma floridae (Florida lancelet)
Lineage: Eukaryota; Metazoa; Chordata; Leptocardii; Amphioxiformes; Branchiostomatidae
Product: trichohyalin-like
Exons: 5
Coding region: 159-1835 (558 amino acids)
Source: RefSeq, a predicted model, not a curated record